Messenger RNA from Electrophorus electricus (electric eel), 10414 nucleotides. It is a transcript of the gene camta1a, whose product is annotated as calmodulin binding transcription activator 1a. Lineage: Eukaryota; Metazoa; Chordata; Actinopteri; Gymnotiformes; Gymnotidae. Gene Ontology annotation, cellular component: nucleus. Gene Ontology annotation, molecular function: protein binding; double-stranded DNA binding; transcription coregulator activity. The record is from RefSeq and is a predicted model, not a curated record. Gene Ontology annotation, biological process: regulation of transcription by RNA polymerase II.
UCGUGAAGAGGAGGAGGAGGAUGUGGCGCGCGGAGGGGAAAUGGCUGCCGAAAACAAGCCGGAAGGACUGAAGAAAAUUCGUAAUCCGGAUCGAAUGUACAGAUCGGCUGUGUGUUAUUCCGGCCAUGCUCCUCCUAAGGGUGUCAGUGAUGACACAGAGAUGAACAAUGAACAUGGACAUUUGAAAAUAUACCUGCCCAAAAAGCUGCUUGAAUGUCUACCAAAAUGCUCCUCAUUGCCAAAAGAGAGACACAGGUGGAACACCAAUGAGGAAAUUGCAGCCUACUUGAUAACAUUCGAAAAGCAUGAAGAAUGGUUAACGACGUCGCCUAAAACAAGGCCACAGAAUGGGUCUAUGAUCCUGUACAACAGAAAAAAGGUGAAGUACAGGAAGGACGGCUACUGUUGGAAGAAGAGGAAAGAUGGAAAGACCACGCGAGAGGAUCACAUGAAGCUGAAAGUGCAGGGCGUCGAGUGUCUCUACGGCUGUUAUGUGCACUCCUCCAUCAUCCCCACCUUCCACCGCAGGUGUUACUGGCUGCUGCAGAAUCCAGACAUCGUGUUGGUGCACUACCUGAAUGUGCCAGCCAUAGAGGAUUGCGGGAAACCAUGUGGACCCAUCCUGUGCUCCAUCAACACGGACAAGAAGGAGUGGGCCAAGUGGACCAAGGAAGAGCUCAUUGGACAGCUGAAGCCCAUGUUUCAUGGCAUCAAGUGGACUUGCAGCAAUGGGAACAGCAGCUCCGGCUUCUCAGUGGAGCAGCUGGUGCAGCAGAUCCUGGACAGCCACCAGACCAAGCCGCCCCCCCGGACCCACAACUGCCUCUGCACAGGCACUCUGGGUGCUGGGAGUAGCGUGCACCACAAAUGUAACAGCGCCAAACACCGCAUCAUCUCCCCGAAGGUGGACCCGCGCUCGGCUGCCUACAGCAGCGGGCACACCGAGCUGCAGAACAGCGACGUGUCCGAGGGCAAGACGGAGCACAGCCAUGGCGUGGGCAAGGCAGCCACAGGUCCCGGCAGCACUGCGCGGGAGAAACGCAAUGGGAAAGUGCACAAGCCCGUCCUGCUUCACCAGAACAGCACGGAGGUGUCCUCCACCAACCAGGUGGAGGUGCCCGACACCACGCAGAACUCGCCCGUGUCCAUCAGCAGCGGCCUGAACUCUGACCCGGACAUGGCCGACAGCCCCGCCGUCACGGGCAUGGGCCACGUGGCCUCUGUCAUGAGCAGCCUGUCCCAGAGCGUCUUCAUGUCGGAGGUGGCCGGGGACUCGGUCUACAGCAUGUCCCCCACCGGAGGCGCCAACGCGCACAUCAUGGGCCCUGACGCCACCUCUCACGGCCUGGUCCUGUCCGACAGCCACAAGUUCGCCUUCCCCGGGAGCGGGGGUGCGGAUGCGGGUGGGCCGGGCACCGCCGAUGGUCUCUCCAUGCUGUCUGCCGGCGGCGUCUCUGAGGAGCUCGUCCUGUCCAGCAGCCUGGACUCGGGCAGCAUCAAGCUGCCCGAGACCUCCAUGAACUUUGACCCAGACUGCUUCCUGAACAACCCCAAGCAGGGCCAGACGUACGGGGGUAGCGGGCUGAAACAGGAGAACGGCGCCUCCUCCUCCUCCAUGGCCAGCACCAACGGCCUGCAGCACUCCCCGCCAAUGUCCGACACCAACUACGGCUUCAACUCCGCGCUCAUCAAGAACAUAAAGACGGAGGACACCUCUUUCGAGCAGCAGCUGGCCAGCGAGAGUGGCUACCAGGUGGCUUCCGUAGUGAGCUGCAGCGUGUCCAGUGGUUCCGGCUCUCAGAAUUCACUCACCCUGACACCGGCUGGCUCUCUGCUGCCCUCUGGAGGCGGCCUGAGUCCCAGCACCACGCUAGAGCAGAUGGAUUUCAGCGCCAUCGACUCCAAGCCAGACUUCUCCUCCAGUACAUCGGUGGGGUACGACCAGACCAUGAACAACGCUCAUCUGGCCCACCAGAGUCACUCUCCCAGUUUUUUCCUCCAGGAGCCUCAACAGUCAGCCCAAAGUCAGCAGGGCAGGCAGAGUUCUGGCCAUAAGAGCCACCUGCUGGAGAACAACUCCCGCGACAGGGCCUACUUGGGCCUGCAGAUAGUCAAAACGGACUCGCCCGGCACCAACGGCCACCUCCACCACCACCACGGCCACCAGAGCCAGCAAAGACCCAACUGCAACGGAAACUCCUCUGCCGAGAGCUCGGGCCAAGCUGGCUCUCUCCUGCUGCAGUACCCGAGCGGUUUCCCCAGCCUCGGGCCGGAGCACGAGGAGGUGGUGGGUCACAACCAGCCCAGCAGCGCGGGUUCCGGCCAGGCCGGGACUGCCGAAGCCAGGGCCGACAACUUACUCAAGACUGGGGAUCACCUGCAGGCCUGUGCGGGCAGAGGUGCAGAAGGGGGAGGUUCAGAGCACUACCUGCACCAAAGCUCAGAGAACGGGGUAGGGGGCGAGGGGACAGUUCUUAGGAACGGGAACUCCGGCGACAGCGGCAACAGCAAUAGCCAGCAGCAGCUCCAGCCUCUGCUCCAGGGGCUGUACAACACAGUGGGGACCCACCAGGCUCUGGGUGGCGCCGGGGCGGCCGGAGGCGGAGCCGCGGGCAUGGAGAUCAGCCUGGACCACUUUGACAUCUCCUUCGGCAACCAGUUCUCCGACCUCAUCAACGACUUCAUCUCCGUGGAUGGAGGAGCUGCAGCGGUGGGGCCCGGUGGGACACUCUACGCCCAUCAGCUGGUGGCACCGCCUGGGUCCGACGGGCAGGCAGCAUCUGGGGGCAACCAGCAGCAGGGCCAGGAAGACGGUGCCAACAGGGCAGCAGGCUACAGCCCCUCUGAGCUCUGCCUCCAGCCCUGCUGCAGUCCCCAGUCUCUGGGGGGAGGAACCGCUGGCACAGGGGCUUCCAGGGAGACAGGGUCACUCUCCUACAUGCAUGUGGCAGAGGUCGUGUCAGCGGCUGUGGCCCAGGGCACUCUGGGUAUGCUACAAGCCACAGGGAGGCUCUUUAUGGUGACUGACUAUUCCCCAGAGUGGUCGUACCCAGAGGGUGGGGUGAAAGUACUGAUCACUGGCCCAUGGCAGGAGGCCAGCAGUCAUUACAGCUGCCUGUUUGAUCAGAUCUCUGUGCCAGCAUCCCUCAUCCAGCCUGGGGUUCUACGUUGCUAUUGUCCAGCACAUGACACGGGGCUGGUGACUCUGCAGGUGGCUGUGGGGAAUCAGAUCAUCUCCAACUCGGUGGUGUUUGAGUACAAGGCGCGCGCACUCCCUUCUCUACCUUCCUCACAGCACGACUGGCUCUCCCUAGACGAUAACCAGUUCAGGAUGUCCAUCCUGGAGCGUCUAGAACAGAUGGAGAGGAGGAUGGCGGAGAUGACCGGUCAGCAGCAGCAGAGCAAUGGUGCGUCCGGCGGCACUGGAGCGGGAGCAGGGGGAGGAGGAGGAGGCGGCGCAGGAGCAGGGGGAGGUGGAGGUGCUAACGGCAGUAACAGCCAGUCUCAGUACACGUCGGGGCAAGGCCAGGCUGGCAGCUCCUUUGAGAGCCGCGUGGUGGUGGUGUGCGAGAAGAUGAUGAACCGCGCCUGCUGGGCCAAAUCCAAACACCUGAUCCACUCCAAGACUUUUCGGGGAAUGACCCUCCUGCACCUCGCUGCUGGCCAGGGCUACGCCACUCUCAUCAAGACACUCAUCAAAUGGCGCACGAAGCAUGCUGACAGCAUCGAUCUGGAGCUCGAGGUGGAUCCCCUCAACGUCGACCACUUCUCUUGCACACCCUUGAUGUGGGCGUGCGCCCUGGGCCACCUCGAAGCCGCGGUGGUGCUGUACAAGUGGGACCGUCGGGCGUUAGCCAUCCCAGACUCGCUGGGACGCCUGCCCUUGUCCAUCGCCCGCUCCCGGGGCCACACCAAACUGGCUGAGUGCCUGGAGCAGCUCCAGAGGGAAGAGCAGCAGCAGCAGCACCCCCCGACCUCUCGCAUGGCCUUCUCCCCCAGCUCCGACACGCCCUCCCCCGACAGCUGGAUGGUCGCCUGGGCUGGCGGACAGAAGGGCGGUGCCACCACUACCACCGCCCCCUCUGGCAACCUUGGGCCAGACCUGAGACGGCCCCGCUCGGAGCCCUCCAGCUACUACAGCAGCGAGAGCCAGCGUGACCUGCCCGCCGCCAAGAAACACAAGCCCAACCCGGAGGGGGCCCAUACCAGGCCGGACAAGGCGGUGUCUGUGCCCCUGAGCCUGGAGCGUCAGCAACUGCAUGAGCUGUCGGCCGGCUCCGGCCCCCCGCCCGCGGACCCGCCCGGCCUCGAGCGCGGCGCGGCCGCCCACACCGCCGACGCCAAGCUGGGCUGCUUCCGCACAGGCUCCCACAAGUGGGGCGCCAGGGACGUGUACAGGAAGGGCACAGGCGGAGCGGGAAAUGCGGGAAAAGAGAAGCUGGGAGGCAGGCUGCGCCAGCGGGGGGAGCUACUGGGCGUGCUGGCCAUGACGGACCGAGAGAUGGUGGACACCGAGCUGCUCUCCUACAAGGAGGAUCUGGAGAACCAGGAUUGCCUCUCGCACAUGGAAGAUCUGCAGGAGAACAUGAUGACCUUGGCGGAACACAUCAUCGAGGCCACUCCGGAGCGCAUUAGGAGGGAGAACUUGGCCGCAGUGGAGCCCGUGCCUGCAGACGGCGGCAGUCUGAGCAGCACCAUGAGCUGGCUGGCCACUUACCUGGGCGACGUGGAGCAGCUCCCCAGCAUCAUUCACCUGAGAUCCCUGUACAGUGAACCCCUGACCCCAAACCCCAGCCUCAGCCCAGGGGGAUCCCCCAUGAGUGACAGUCCAUUCGAAAAGGCCGCUCUGCCUCCCCCGGCCGACUGGAGUGAGUUUCUGAGCGCCUCCAACAGCAAGGUGGAGAGAGAGUUGUCCCAGCUCACCCUGUCUGACUCGGAGCAGAGGGAACUGUACGAGGCCGCCCGGCUGGUACAGACCGCCUUCCGCAAGUACAAGGAACGACCACUGCGCGAGCAACAGGAAGUAGCAGCUGCUGUCAUUCAGGGCUGUUACAGGAAAUACAAACAGCUAACAUGGAUAGCCUUGAAGUACGCACUUUAUAAGAAGAUGACGCAGGCCGCCAUCCUUAUCCAGAGCAAGUUCCGUGGCUACCACGAGCAGAAGAAGUUCCGGCAGAGUCGCCGCGCGGCCGUGCUCAUCCAGCAAUACUACCGCAGCUACCGAGAGUUCCGGAGGCCCCGCCCCCUCACACGCAGCCCCGCCUCCGCCCUGGUACAGCACAAACUCAGAAGCAGUCUACUCACGAAGAGACAGGAUCAGGCCGCCCGCAAGAUAAUGCGCUUCCUUCGUCGCUGCCGUCACAGCCCCUUGAUGGACCAUAGACUGUUCAAGCGGAGUGAGAGAAUUGAGAAAGGCCAGGGAACAUGAGGACAUCCAGAAGGGUCCCCUCACAAUGUGACAUCACAGUGUGACAUCACUCUUCAGACUUUUUUUCGUGUCUUUCUGUUCCAACCACAGACGUUUUACAAGAGCAAACAACAAAACAAAAAGGAGAGAGAAUUCGGCGGGGAAACGGCAACUCUUAACUAUACAGUACUACUGACUUCUGCUACUAUACAACAGCAUUUUUUCAUAUCUCUUUUGUCUUUCGUUUAUGAGGGUAAGAGCCAACUUCAGUGGACUUAAAAAACCUCUACAGGUCGAUGUUUGCAGGUGGGAGGACAUUCGCUUCACUGCAUUUUUUGCACUUUUUCAUGGAUUGAUUUGCUUUUUGGAGCGCAUUGUUUUGCUGGUUAAGGAAUAGAAUGCUGGAAAUGGACUGAGGCAGUCCUACUCUUUUAAGGAUCAUGGAAAGAAGAAUGUUGGAAAGACAGUGGAGAAAAUAUGGAAUCAAUACAGAAACCUGGCAGGCCCUGGCUCUCAUUGUAUUUCAUGGUCUAAAUGACACAUUUAGUGGGUGAAAAUUUGAUGAGCAAAGUUGCUACCAAAAAUUGCUGGUAAUCCAUUAGUCCAUAUAUAUAUAUAUAUAUAUAUAAAAUAUUAUACGUUGGUUUUUUGUUUUUUUUUGGGGUUUUUUUUUGCACGUUUCAGCCCACAACCAUUCUCAUACACCAGAAAAACAAAGUCACUUAAGUCUGUUUGACAACUGCAGCCCACUCGAUUAUGGAAGUAAUGGGACGUCCUAUGAAUGUAGGAAAGAUGUGGGAAAACAUGGGUCACAUUUUAGUGUCAUUGUCUAGAGGUUGAGGUCAAAUUAAAAGGAAAGUAUGACUAUUAUUUGAAUUAAAGUUAUUUGUCUUUUUUAUGCCCAGAUCAGCUCAGUGUUUGGUGUCAGUCUGGACUCUACCUUGUCUGAGUAGGCCGACUGUACUGAGCUAAAUCUGCAUGAAUAUCUAAACCCAACACGCCUACAGGCAAAACAUCAGUGUUCCUCAUUUUGUUUUCAGUCUCCUUGAGUGUAACGGAGAUAUUAAACUCCAUCAUUAUUCGGUGAGUCGCCAUGGAUUUUAGUCUACUUGUGUAGAUGUUUUUUGGAGGGAAAAUUGCCUCAUUUGGGUUAUUUGUGUAAUAAUCAUUAUUGAUGUUCUUGUUCUGUUCAAAUGAACUUCUUUGGCUCUUUAGGCCUCUGAAGGGAUGAUCACAUACAUUGCCUUGAUACCUUAGAGAUUCUCUGAAGAGUCCCUAAGCUAGCCCUAGAGCAAGGGUUAGACAAAUCCAUAUUUUUGACAAUGGAGCGGUUUCUGUACAUAAAGAAGGUUACUGGUACAGUACGUGAAGUAAAACAUUUAUCUGAACGGGAAUGUAUUUUAGAAAUAUAUUAUUUUAUUCAUUCUAAGGGGUAAAACAGGUCAGAGUCAAAAUCUGAAUAUUUGUAUAGUUUUGUUUGAAUGCUUAAUAAGUAUGGUUGUAUUGUUUGUAUAUACUGUAAAUACCCGAGAUAAAGAUGAGGUAUGUGCAUGAGAAUCAAAAUCUCUCUCUCACACACACACACACACACACACACACAUACACACAAAAGAUUUAAAAAAGCAUUAGUGGCUAUGCUCUGUACAACUAUUUCACUAUAAGAGUAUUUUAUUUUAAUUUGAGUGUUCUUGAGAAGAACAUUUUGCUAAAGCAUGACAUUUCUGCUAAUAUGAAAAAUACUGUACUUAUGAGGUAGACGAAAACAGCAUCAUCAUUCGACGAAAAAGGUUAUGUUUACAUCUAUUCGUUUCUCGGGCUACCAAGAGUCUCUCUCUUGCCAUUGGUGCCAAGUAAUGUGAAUGCUAUUGUUUAACCAUCCUUUCUGAACAGGUAAUCCUAAACUAACACAGGAUAUCAUUAACUCUCAUGAAAUUUCAUCACCACUGACCAGUGAACACAGGAAGUGCCACAGAGAGAAGACUGUUUGAUACAUAGCCUUUACAUCUCCCAUGUCCCUUUUUAUUCUGUCUCAUAUUGUAAAUCCAAAUAAUUGAUUUUUUUAAAUCCUAAUUGUUUUUUUCAACUAUGUGUGUACAAAAUGACCAUAUUAGGUAGAAAUUAGACACUGAAGCACCCACUAAAAUGUUAAUAUUGAAAUGCUGCUGUGUGGUCACGAUUGAAUUUGUUUUCCCGGUUUAAAUCUCAAAUGCAACGCCACAAGAAAGACUUAUGAUGAUGUCAGGGCAUACAGGACACAUUGGUGCUAAAACAGUGGCGUCACAGGACACUGAGGGACACCCAAAGGUUAAAUGGUUUGGUCAAAGUGGUGCUUUGGCAUCGAACCUGAUGUUUGCACAUUUAGUCACUAAAGUAGCGUUUGAGGAGUAUCAUUUCCUGUGUGUCUAAUUGGGGCAUGAGAGUCCAACUUUAAAACAGUAUAUAGUACAGUACUUAAAAUAAUAGCACACAAAUGGAAGUUUAAUUAAUUAUCCAGUGCAUUUUCAGAUUUUUUUUUUUCCAUUUCAAUUUCCCUUUAAAAUGGUGUUAUAAUGUUGUUGACAUGAUGUAUUACAGCAUUGUGUAAAACCUGGUUCUGGAUUUAAGCGAUCUGUUGGAAAUUUGUGUGUAAACGGUGUGUUCAUGUGGGAAGUGCCUAAUCAUAUUUUAAUUGCAGCAGAUUUCAGUCAGCAUGCAAUGUAAAAAAGGGAAAAAAAAAAGAUAAGUAAACAAACAAACAAAAACAACAAAAAAACAAACAAACUGACCUUAGCAAUGAAUGGUGACUUGGACAAUGUAAAGGUAACUCCAUUCUCCACCAUACUGAGGUUCUGUUGUGUUAGUAUGUGACUUUAUUCCCCAUAUUUUCUAUCAGUCUGUUACAUUUCAACACACUAGACUGCUCAGUUUGCUUAUAAAAAGCCUAUUGGAACUGCCAGUCAAACCCGUAAGGAUUGCGCACACAGUCCUGUGAUAAUUGCCUUGUAUUCAUUCAUUCCUGAAGCAGUUUAGGUUGCCAGUUAUUGCACUGCUAUGGCAACUUGAGAAGGUCUUAUUAUGCUUGCAUGGGAAACAUAGAUUAACCGGGUGACUAAACUGCACCCAAAGCAUGCUUAUUUUUGUAGAUUCGGUAGUCAGGUAGACUUGUUGAAGAAAUAAUGUUCUGUAAAGCAACGUUGGUUUUAGUAGCUCAUAGAACCUCGUAAGAUACAGGGGCCUCAAUAUGGAUGGCAGACGAGAGACCUGCAGCUAAGCUGACUGAUGGGCACCUGCCAGUGCAUUUCCUGGGUGGCAUGGGCUGUUUCUCAAACAAGACUCACUUCCUGUUUGAGUCUCCACGUUAAAUUCAGUUCCGUUUCACGCCGCGCUGCAUCAUUUAGCCGUUCUGUCACACCGAUGAGUCUAACUCACUUCACGUCUUUUAGCGUCCACGUCCAUACCGAAACACAUGUCGGAGUGUCCAUCGCGCACACGGACAGUCGAUAACUGCGACCUCUCGGGGGAAUCUCCUAGCAUAGUGACGAGUUAGCCUCACUUUUUGUAUUUUUUAACUCAGGGUGCCAAAAACAACUGGGGGUAGGGGAAGGGUAGCAGGUCAGUGGAGAACCAGCUGCUGCUUAUCGGGAAUUCGAGCCAGAGCCAGUCCUGAUCAUACGACUGUGAUUUUGAUUAUGUCCAUGCCAUUCCUUUUCCAUCAGCCGCGUGAGCCGACUUGCCGCACCGUAGACCGCCGUCCCCGAAAGGCACCCGCCAGAAGUGGCGGUUCUGUCCUCUGAUCCACAAUAGACCGAAUGGCAUCUCUGGUAGCAGAAAACCUAAUUAGUACUGUGUGAGCUACAGUCCUGCGCAGGCUUACAGUUCAGACCGAAACACUGCCAUUGAUAGACAUAGAGUAUGACUAACAGUACAACUUAAAAAGCAGCAUUGACCUGAUUUCUAAUGUAAUAGAUCUGUGACUUUUUUUUUUUUUUAAGCCUUUUGGGCCAUGGUGCUUGAGAAAUAUUAGCAUGCGUGGACACAGGUAGGAGAUGAAGGAUGACCGUUUGUUUCUUAUGAACACUUGAAUGCCAAAUGACCUAGCUUACAGAUGAUCCACUUGUGCAGACUUUUCAGAGCAUGUACCUCUGCCAUCUCAGCAUAGGACCUCACGUAGUGCUCGUCCCAAAAGCUCAGCUCAUGUAUACCUAGCCUAGCCCAGGCUAGCUUUUUUGUUUGUCACAUUUUUUUUUUUUCCGCUCAUUACUAAGACUACCUGUCCUCCUCUUUUGUUAGCUGCACCCAUAAUGGAAGAAGGCACACUGAGAUAACCGAGCCGAAAAACCGUCUCACAACCAUUUUCCACGUGUGGGCACAGAGCAAUAAACUUGUCUUAUGAAGUUGAGACUUGCAGACCUAACAGAGACAAAAAAAAAAAAAAAAAAAAAGGAAAAAUAACAAUUGGACUCAUGCAGUUGACUUCCUCUUAUGCAAAUGCCUGUAGGCUAUUGCAAGGUUAGUGUUCAGUAGGCCUAGAUUAAUGGACAGCAGUUAUAGGACAACCUUUACCAACCUGCACGUUUUCCACCCUUCCAGAAUAAUAGGCCCUGCUCUUAUUCCAGGCCACUGGGACCCUUGACACUUUGCAUGUAUAACUAGUGUUAGCGCUCCUUUUCUCUCCUCUCUAGCUGUCUUUCUCUCCGUCUUUCCCAGUUAUGUCGCCCUUUGCCUUCCCCUUUCCCCAAUUUGUUAAACUGUUUUUUUUGUUUUGUUUGUUUGUUUGUAUAAUACGACUGUUUUCCUUUUGUUGUUGUUUUGCUUUGUUUCUCCCCUCCCCUAGUUUGUAAGUUUUAUUUUUGUAAUUGUGCAUGUAAAACCGUCACUGAAUCGAUGGAUAUGUUUAAAAAAAAAAAGAGAACUCAGCUGCUGAAGCCAUGCAAAUGUUUUGAAUUGCCCUUAAAAUAUGAAAGAUGUUUUCUGAAUGCUUUAUAUUCUUUCUGCUGUAAAAUAAUAAAAAGGGAGAAAUGAUGAAAA